Aspergillus uvarum CBS 121591 is the source of this 1703-nucleotide messenger RNA. RefSeq names its product porphobilinogen deaminase. NCBI's taxonomy places the organism in Eukaryota, Fungi, Ascomycota, Eurotiomycetes, Eurotiales, Aspergillaceae. The transcript has 2 exons. Gene Ontology annotation, biological process: heme biosynthetic process. Gene Ontology annotation, molecular function: hydroxymethylbilane synthase activity. Gene Ontology annotation, cellular component: cytoplasm. The record is from RefSeq and is a predicted model, not a curated record. The coding region runs from base 480 to 1511 and encodes 343 amino acids.
CCAGCUUCUACCCCCUUUAGAUUCGAUCUGAUAAGGUAUGUUGUCGAUCAAGAUGGUCGCAAAUUCGCAAUAAUGAGUACUAUACUAGCCUACACUCACCAUGACGUGGAUUGAACAAGUAGGAUCGCUUAUCGGGAUGCUCUCUAUCGCGAAGAGGCAAAAAGGGCCCCAGCUGUAAGAUUACCGCCGUAAGAUUACAAUGUCCCACUAUCUUUGCCCCGGACCGGCCAGUCCAGCCGAGUCGUAUGACAAAACAGAACCCGCAAAAAAUACCCCCGGUGGAAAAUGUGCUCGAGCCGGAGAUCCAAUCCAACCUUAACAACUUGACAGCAAUUGCCACUACCUCGACUCCCAUCAAUUGACCCAUCUAUUUGUUUGUCCCUUCGGAACGCAUUCCCAUUCUCUCUCCUCUUUCACUCCACCCGCUUCUAAUUUCCUCUCCCCUGUUCUAUUUCCCCUCCCUCCCAACCACCGUCGAAAUGGCCUCUACCCCGCUUGCCAGCGCAAACGCCGCUGAUCCCUCCUCCCGCAAGGUCUUCACCAUCGGAACGCGCAAGUCCAAGCUCGCUCUGCUCCAAACCGAUCUGGUCCAGGCCGCCCUCAAGGCCAAAUGGCCCGAAUAUGAGUUCAAGAUCCACUCGCGUGAAACCGCCGGCGACCAGAACACCACCAUCGCGCUGCGCGACUUCACCACCAAGAACCUGUGGACUCAGGAAUUGGAGGAGCUGUUGAUGGCCGGUCAUGUGGACCUCAUCGUGCAUUCGCUCAAGGAUGUCCCCACUUUGCUGCCGCCCUCAUGCACGCUGGGCCCGAUGAUGGACCGGGAAGAUACGCGCGACGUCUUGGUCGUCAAGCAGGGAUUGCCGUACAAGAGCUUGGCCGACCUACCUGCCGGUUCCGUGGUGGGCACCUCCUCUAUCCGUCGCACUGCCCAGUUGGCGCGGCGGUACCCCCAUCUUAAGGUCACGGACGUUCGCGGAAACAUCGGCACUCGCUUGUCGAAGCUCGAUGCGGAGGAUAGCCCCUAUGCUUGUCUGAUUCUGGCGGCGGCCGGUCUGCUCCGUCUGGACCUGCAGGACCGCAUCACCGCCUAUUUGGACUCCCAGAAUGCCGGUAUGCUCUAUGCCGUCGGGCAGGGGGCUCUGGGUAUCGAGGUCCGCAAGGAUGAUCGGCUUGUGCUCGACAUGUUGACGGGCAUCGGUCACCAAGAGACGACUCUGGCCUGUCUGGCGGAGCGCAGCCUGCUGCGGACCCUGGAGGGUGGCUGCAGUGCCCCUCUAGGUGUCGAGUCGGAGUGGGUUCGCGAUGCCGAUGGCUCGUCCAAGUUGAGGAUGCGGUCGGUGGUGGUUAGCGUGAAUGGCAGUGAGAGCUCCGAGGUGGAAGUGGACGGGUCCGUAGAUACCCCUCAGGCUGCUGAGGAGUUUGGCGUCACGGUUGCCAAUGCGCUGGUGGCCAAGGGAGCUGGAAAGAUCCUCGAAGAGAUCCAGCGGAACAAGCAGGCCUCUCAAUGAUGUCUUGUACAAUACAAAGAUGUUGUGGUGGAGAUGCUGGUCCUCUCCUUCACCGAAGGCAUGAAGGAUAUGAAAAGACGGAUACCCAUACAAGGAAACGGCACGUUGCAGGUUUAGGAUAGAUUAUGACAUAACAACGCAAUUCAUAAGGCAUAUCUGCGUCGAUGGCAGAUCUAGCAAGGAAUAUAUGCA